Adineta ricciae is the source of this 594-nucleotide messenger RNA. NCBI's taxonomy places the organism in Eukaryota, Metazoa, Rotifera, Eurotatoria, Adinetida, Adinetidae. The record is from the annotation of a GenBank genome assembly.
AUGUUAAACAUGUAUUCUCAGCAACAGUAUUCGGCACCAACUGUAGUACAAACGAAACCGGCAAUACAAAAAUUAUUAGAUGACAAUUCACAUUUGAUUAUUCGAAUUCUUGAUUUACAAGCGAAAGGAAGACAAGCGGAAUCUUUGGAAUAUCAACGAACACUUUAUCAGAAUCUGAAUUAUUUGAUCCAAUUCGAUCCAACUACAUCUCACUAUCAAAAUAAUCUGCCGUCACCAGAUAUGUACAGUCAAACGCAAUCGUCCAUGAUGAAUGGAAGUUCCAUGCAACAGAGCCCAUCUGAACAGAGUUAUCGAACGCAAAACAGCCUUUCCUCGUCUUCCAAUGAAAACAUGAAUUCUUACAGCUCAUCGCACUUAUCUCAACAACACACUUAUGGACAGUAUCCAGUGUAUCAACAACAAAACAUUUCAUCGUCAUCGAAACCGUCGGUGAAUGCUCAGCAAAGUUCAUACAGUACAUACAAUGAACGUCAACAAGGCUAUCAUCCACAACAGAAUUAUCUUAAGCAACAGCAAUGGCAAAGCACUUCACGUAUGCCUGUUCAACAGCAGACAUCCGACUAUCGUCAAUGA